This is a messenger RNA of Conger conger (European conger), 1453 nucleotides long. RefSeq names its product annexin A1-like. The transcript has 14 exons. Bases 67 to 1080 code for a protein of 337 amino acids. Gene Ontology annotation, biological process: neutrophil clearance; positive regulation of neutrophil apoptotic process; response to peptide hormone. Gene Ontology annotation, molecular function: calcium-dependent phospholipid binding; calcium ion binding; phospholipase A2 inhibitor activity. Gene Ontology annotation, cellular component: plasma membrane; cytoplasm. The record is from RefSeq and is a predicted model, not a curated record. Lineage: Eukaryota; Metazoa; Chordata; Actinopteri; Anguilliformes; Congridae.
AGGAUUGAACAGACCCAGCUGGAGACACAAGGAUAUCUGCACAAAACAACAGACACACCCUCCACAAUGCCUCUCUUGGACAUAUUGAGAAACAUAGCGAAUGAACUGGAUGGUGAUGAUGAUGAUGACUUCUCUGGGACAGUUGAACCAUAUAGCCUCUUUUGUGCCAGAGACGAUGUGACUUUGAUGGAGAAGGCCAUCAAAACUGAAGGCGGGGGGGCCAUUGCUAUCAUCGAUCUUCUGCUGAAGAGAAACUGUGAGCAGCGUCAGAUGGUCAAGAAAGCCUAUCAGGAGAGCUCCGGGACGGCUCUGGACAAAGAUUUGGUGGCCGUCUUGUCAGGUGAAAUGAAGGAUUUAGCGCUGGCGUUGCUGAUGACUCCGGUGCAGUACGAUGCAUUCCUGCUCAGGGAAGCUAUGGAAGGUUGGGGCACAGACGAAGAGAUCCUGACUGAGAUCCUGGUAUCAAGAACCAAUGACGAGAUCAGAGAGAUCAAAAAAGUCUACAAAGAAGAGUACCAGAGGGAUCUGGAAACGGACUUGGACAAGGAAAACAGAGGGCACUACCAGGAUGCUCUGCUCAACCUCUGCAAGGGCACCAGGAGUGAGGAACAACAUGCAGACAAAGACCUGGCAGACAGCGAUGCACAAACUCUGUUCAAUUCUGGGGAAGACCGAGCAGGAACAAACGACACUGUCUUCAUCCACAUUUUCACAACCAGGAGCAAUGCAGAACUCCGAAAAAUAUUUCAGAGGUAUUCAAAGCACGGUGAUGGCGAGAUGGCAGAAGUGCUGGAGGACGAGCUGAGUGGUGACGUAGAGGACUGUCUGAUAGCAAUCGCAAAAUGCGCCAUGAAUAAACCUUCAUUCUUCGCGGAGAAACUCCACUCCGCCAUGGAGGGGUAUGGAACGCGGACCAAAACGCUGAUCCGGGUGCUGGUGACUCGGGCUGAGCGGGACCUGAAGAAGGUCAUGAAGGAGUACAAGAAGAUGUAUGAGAAGUCCCUGCAGCAGGACAUCCUGGCUGAAUCUGAAGGUGAUUUCGAGACUGCCCUGCUGACACUGUGUGGAAAAGACGACUGAGAUGUUCAAGCAGGAGCUGAGACACGAUCACAUUCAUAUGUUAAUAUUCAUAUUUACAGUCAGUUAGUAUCAUAUUCCUGUCUUCCUAUUGAGGUGGGUUGUUGUGCUUAUAGAUAUACAGGCAGAACUGUGCUAAAUUGUCCACAGUGGCUAUAGAGAUUUUCUUUCCAGCCUAACCAUUGGCCAGGUAAAAUUAAUUAAUUACAAAUAGCGUAAGUUAAAAGCUGAUACAGGUAUACAUAAAGUGUUUUGUGUUAAAGGUAAAAAGCUUACUGGGAUGUGUUCUUAUGAAACCAGAGUGGAGUGACCCAGGUUUGGGGGCAUGGGGGCAGUACAAAUACUCUUUGUGGAAAUAAAACGAUGUUCUCCGGAA